Molecule: messenger RNA, 315 nt
Organism: Fusarium keratoplasticum
Lineage: Eukaryota; Fungi; Ascomycota; Sordariomycetes; Hypocreales; Nectriaceae
Exons: 2
Coding region: 1-315 (104 amino acids)
Source: RefSeq, a predicted model, not a curated record
AUGAAGUUCUCAUCUGUCCUCUAUCUCGCCCUCCCGGCGCUGUCCCUGGCUCGCCCUUCAGGCCCUUGUGCAGCAGCCACUCCGACCCCCGAAGUCGGCCUUCCUACCUGCGAAGAGGUGGCCGGUUCCUACGCUCGGUACUGCGAUCGAUGCGAGCAUCUCUGCGCCGACAAAAGACAAGACUCCAAGACCUACGAGAUGUGCAUCAACUCCGUCUUCUUUCAAGCCAACAGCUGGGAUAGCCAGUGCUGGCAGCACGGCGGGUUCGACUGCGGACCUAGGUCUAUCGACAAGGUCUGCGGUCCUGCGAAGUAG